Messenger RNA from Fusarium venenatum, 876 nucleotides. RefSeq names its product HPP family-domain-containing protein. The record is from RefSeq and is a predicted model, not a curated record. NCBI's taxonomy places the organism in Eukaryota, Fungi, Ascomycota, Sordariomycetes, Hypocreales, Nectriaceae.
AUGCCGUCCCGGGACCCCAAAAAAUGGACCUUCGACAUUGAUCGGUUCAUCAAUCCCUUCAUUCCACCGCCGCCAUGGAAACACCUCCCAUAUCCCAUCGCCUACAUCUUUGGAUACCGUCACCAAAAACCCAGUAGCAUUGGGACUAUUCUGCCAGUGAUUUGGGCAUUCAUUGGCAUUUUCAUCUCACUAUCGGUUAUUGAAUUGGCUUCGGAGCGUAUUCCUUCAUUUGUUGAGAGAGGCGCUCCUAUUAUUGUCGGAUCUUUUGGUGCGGGCGCUGUUCUUGAGUUCUAUGCUAUUGAAUCUCCCCUCGCACAACCGCGUAAUUUUUUCGGCGGUCAACUCAUCGCCGCCGUCAUCGGUGUCAGUAUUGGAAAGCUCUUCCUCCUUAGUGACAGCUUCUCCUCCAUUCAAUGGCUCGGUGGCGCCAUUUCCUGCGCGACGGUAACUUCCAUCAUGGCUCUUACAAAAACGAUUCACCCGCCCGCCGGUGCAACGGGCCUUCUCGCCGUAGUCGAUGACCGACUUCUUCAACUGGGCUGGUUCUUCAUCCCCGUGGUGCUCUUCAACUGCACAAUCAUGUUCGGAGUGGCACUCCUCGUAAAUAAUAUCCAGCGCGUGUACCCUGUCUAUUGGUGGACACCUGAGAGCCUACGCACUGAGAGGACCGAAGGGGAGAGGGAGAAAUCGGCGGAUGUUGAAAAGGGCAAGCCAAGUGAGGUGGUGCCAGAUGAUGGAAGUGAUUCCGAUCGGCACGAGAGACAUGACGGCAAGGAGAUUGUUCUCAAGCCCGGUGGUGCACUUGCUUUGCCUCAGGAUCUCUUCCUUAUGCAGGAGGAGCUUCAGCUGCUAGAGGAGAUCGCCAACCGAUUAUAG